AUGGAGUUGAUAAGCAAGGAGAAGUCAAGAAACGUGACCUUCAAGAAAAGAAAAGAAGGCUUGAUCAGAAAGAUGCACGAAUUCGCCACCCUCUGCGACGUCAGCGCGUGCAUGAUAAUCUACGCGCCGCCGAAGCAACCGAACGCCGCCGCCGACGCCGACGAUCAAGUGCCGGAGAUUUGGCCGGAGAACACCGACCAGGUGCGUCGUAUAAUCGACAUCUACAAAUCGAAGAAGAAAGAUUCCGGCAACAAGACGUUCGGCCUGCCCGAUUUCUUCCACGAUCGGAAGAGAAAGAUCGACGACGAGCUGGCGAAAAUGAGGAAGAAAAAUAGGGAGGCGAAUUACCCCACCUCGGCUGAUAAUUUAAAUUUGAAUGAGGCGGGGUUGAGAGAAUUUGGCGCCAGAUUGAGCGUUAGGGCUCAGUACGUCAAAUCAAGGAUUGAGUUACUCAGGAGGGAUAAGGAUGGAUUGAUCGGGAUGGGAUUGAUUAAUAAUCACCACCCCCACCCCCACUACCCAAUUGAAGCGAAUAUUCCUGUUUUUAAUCCCAACAUUAAUCACCACCACCAGGAAUUGCACUGUGUGAGCGACAAUUCGAUGAUGAAUCUUCUGAUGAACGACGACGACGAUGAUCGCUUCCUCCAAUUUGGGAAUCCGCCGCCGUAUCAGCGGCAAUUUUUCCCCGGUGGCGGGGGGAUGAUGGAGCCAAUUCUUUUCUACGGACCGGCGGCGGGGGUUUAUCCUGGGAUGGCGGCGCCGCCGCAGAUGCAGUUUCCGAAGAUGGAGAAUUAUGACGGUGGGCAAGAGGAUUUUAUUCAGUAUCAGAUGAACCCUAGAUCAAGGUACUAUUGA
Erythranthe guttata (spotted monkey flower) is the source of this 855-nucleotide messenger RNA. Its product is annotated as agamous-like MADS-box protein AGL80. The record is from RefSeq and is a predicted model, not a curated record. Gene Ontology annotation, molecular function: RNA polymerase II cis-regulatory region sequence-specific DNA binding; DNA-binding transcription factor activity, RNA polymerase II-specific; protein dimerization activity. Lineage: Eukaryota; Viridiplantae; Streptophyta; Magnoliopsida; Lamiales; Phrymaceae. Gene Ontology annotation, biological process: positive regulation of transcription by RNA polymerase II.